AUGGUCUCCUCUAUUGAUGUUAUUGUUGGAAAUUUAGAAAAUUUGUCAUUGAAUGACUCUUCAAAGGUUUCAUUAUAUAUCGACUAUCUUGGGGAGCUUGCCGUGGAGUUGAGGGACUCGGCUAAUAGAUCAAAUUCCCUAGUUGUUUCCAACAUCAGUAGCCUACUCAACUCUUUGAAUGCCCAUUCUAGCGAAACUUCAGAUGAAACUGUUCUACUAAAUCUUGAAAUUCUUAGAGUCCUUGUAAACUUCAUUGCCGAAAAUGAUAGUAACAGAUUAUUAGUUGCCGAGAGCAAAGCAUUUGCAGAAGCCUUGGAAAAAUUAUUGGCGCAGGAUCUUUUCUCAACUGAGUAUCGAUACGGUCAAAGAAUUAUGAUAUUAUUGGAAAAUCUUACUUUCGGGAAUGAUGCCAUAGAAGAAGAUGAGGAUAGCAAAACAAUUGCCCAAAUAUUCAAUAUGUUGUUCGAAAAUGGCUUGUUGACGGUUUUGUUUAAGUACUUUUUGAGAUAUAUUAAGGAUGCCAAUAUUAAUUUGGCUUCUUGCGAACCAGAUGAGGUAUACGAGUUCAUCAUUGAUUCUAAUGGAUUAUUCGAAAUCUUGAAUAGCUUUUAUGCUUGUUCAGCUUCAAGAUUUUCUGAUUUGAAUAUCACGAUCGAACUCGACGAUAUUAACGGGUUGAUAUGGGUACUUUCGCAAUUGGUUUUGGCGAAAGAUUUAGAUGAUGAAGAAGAAGUAGACGACCUUUUGACAGCUCUUCUUAAUUUAUCCCAGUUUCUAUUUCUUGAAUCUGACUACGAUAAGCUUGAUGUCAGUACCGCACCACAAGAGGAAUUGUUUGCCCUAUUGUGUGGCCUUGAAACAUUUGAGCAUGAACUAGAGAAUAAACCUGAGGAUUUCAAGAACACCAUGAAGCAAAUUAAUAGACGAGUCUUUGCUGUGAUCGGUAACUUAUCUUCAAAUUUGAACAAUGACAAUCGCAAUAAUGUCGAUUUGGCUUUGAAAGAGAUGAACACUAAUUCUACAAAUGGAUAUUUGAUUUCUUCCUCUUUUCUUAUUUUGGCAAACUCAAUAACUAAUUCAACUGAUAGAGACGCUCUAUUAUUGAAAGAGCCACAUUUAGUUAGGAAGAUAUUCGAAAAUAUUCGACCAAAAAAUGCCCCAGAAAACUAUUACAGGUUAAUGAAUUCUCCUCAGACAGAUUUCAAUGAAGAAGAAAAAGAAGCCGUCACUAACCUUAAAAAAGAGAUAACUUUUUUCACUGAACCUUUAUUAGACCAAAGUUUCUUCCACUUAUUAAAGUUGCUAGUUACUUCAUCUGCAUUCACUUUAGAAAACGAAGAAAUCAAAACCAGUUUCGUCAAUGAAUUUAAAGACAACUUUCGCUCUUUGGUUGAGAUCAUUCUUAUCAACUUUAAUAGCGUAUUCUUUGCAAGAGUUAAUUUAUCAUUGAUUCUCAAAUUUUUAAACACGUUCAUCAGAAAUUUCCCAAAUUAUGAUGAUACCAUAAGUUAUGAAUGGCUCCUUGAGAAUUCCACCAAUAUCAUAUUAUCAUUAUGUGGCUCGCUUAAAAAUGAAAAUGUGCCAAAUAGAAUUAAGGAAUUGAAUGAGGGAGCCAGAAUAGAGAUUAUCGAGACCUUGCAAACUUUGAUAAAUAAUAUAACAACAAAGAAUGUUAAAGUGGACAAUAAAACAUUUGAAGCACUUUUGGACUCAUUAUUUUUGGAAAAAAAUGAUUCUAAGAAUCAAGAUGUUUCAAUGAGCUUCCAAAAUCUGGCCACAUCUAGUGGACCAACGAUACUGACUGCGAGUUAUUUGAGUCAGAGAUUUAUCACACUCACCAUUUUGGUAUCUAUUGGUAAGCCUGAAAUCAAAAAUUUUUUACUAAAAGAUCAUACUCUCUCUGAAAUAGUCAAUCUUUUGAAGGUUUCAUUUCAAAGUGUUGAAGGAGAAACGUCGCAAGAUUUUUUCAAAAAGGGAUUGAAGAAUAACUUACGAGUUUUCACAAUCAAGAUGAACUUGUUUUUAAAGGAGCAAGGAGUCUCUGAUGAUAUCCAGGAACAGUUUGACCAAUUUUUGAAAAAAUCUAAUGAAUUUACUGAUUAG
Saccharomycopsis crataegensis is the source of this 2103-nucleotide messenger RNA. RefSeq names its product Bem4p (gene BEM4). Lineage: Eukaryota; Fungi; Ascomycota; Saccharomycetes; Ascoideales; Saccharomycopsidaceae. The transcript has a single exon. Bases 1 to 2103 code for a protein of 700 amino acids. The record is from RefSeq and is a predicted model, not a curated record.